This is a messenger RNA of Coregonus sp. 'balchen', 8041 nucleotides long. NCBI's taxonomy places the organism in Eukaryota, Metazoa, Chordata, Actinopteri, Salmoniformes, Salmonidae. The record is from the annotation of a GenBank genome assembly.
UGACGGUUAAGCUAGCAUCAUGCAAGCGCGCUAGCUAACUAAACAAACGCUGUGAAAUUGAAUGGUGGGUAGCAUGUAAGCAUCACGCUCAAAUUACACGAUUGUGUAGUUAUAUCAUUGCAUUAUUUUGGGUUUGACUAACUAAUUAUAUUUCGAGCUAAUGUUCCCUUUGAAGGAUGCAUGCUAAGCUGUCUACGCGAACAGCUGAGCAUGCGUGAACUCCGUGAAGGUAUUCACUGUCCAUCCUGUUUUAUCGAUAUCCCCCCCAAAAAAAUAAAAUAAAAUUGGGCGGUCUAGCUUAGCUACAGUUCAUAUUUUGUAUCCAGGUCGCGUUAAUGUAAUAAAUGCCUAUUUUAGGUAUCUGUAACUAAGGUAGGUAACUGCAAAACGAACUUACUAACUUGGAAGCAAACGCUGUAACCGCCGCUGUGGGAUACCGGUUGGCCAAAUAAUUUACUCAGAUGGCGUCUGGCUGGCUCACAUGGUGAAACCACUAAGCUAGCUAGCUAACAGUAUACUGUAGCAAGACGAUUUGUAUUUGUUCGCAAUAGAGGGCCUCCAAGCAUAUUUUUGAGAAGCUACGGAGAGGUACUGCUUGGGAUGCAACCUUCGUCUUGCUGAUCGUGGGAUAUACUCUCCAAUACAACAGUAACGUUUGUUGGCUAGCUAACUAAUGUAACAAAAGCUAUCUUAGCUAGCUAACCAGAGGUUCAUUGACAUCACAGUAGUAUUGGACAGUAGCUGUAUUCAUUCACCUUAGCGAAGAGAAGUUCAAUUUGUUACUACUAGUAGUUAGUGUGAGCUAAGUUAGCUAGCUAGAUAACUUACCUAGCUAACGUUUUAUCUAUUUACACUAACGUUAGCUAGCUAACAACAAUCAAUGUUAGCUUGCCUGCUAGUAGAGUAUGUACAGCUAGCUAUAUCGAUGCUUGCCCAUUGCAUUAGUUGUGUUCAUUUUGUACUGUUCUCUCUCCAGGGUUCCCCCCCUUACAUCUUAAUUGCAGAGGGAAAGCCAUAAGGAACCAUGAAAGUGCACAAAGCUCCCCCCAAAACCAAACAGACGUCCAAGAGGCAACAGUGUAAGGACAAGUGGUUCAAGCCCAACAGAAUUCCCCAAAACUCAAACUCUUCAAACCUCAGCCCAAGCACUGCCAUGGCCAAGCUAGAGCACCACGUAUCUAACCUUAGAAAGGACAAGCCUAACCUGAAGCGACUGAAGAAGAAGGCCAAGGCUGUGUCCUUCAGACAGGUCAAGACUCCGGCGGUCAGGGAGAGGACCCCCUCUCGUCCCCUGACUAACGGGGGAGCAGGUGGACCAGACCAGGGCAGUGACUCAGACGAGUCCCAGGACUGGAGCUCCUUUGCCAAGUCUGUUCUACAUCAAAAUGGUGGAGAGAGUAUGGAGGGCCAGGAGAGUUCUGUCUCAGCCAAAGCAGCGCCUGGCAGGAUAGAGGAGGAGGCUUUUGUUCACUGUGCAGAGCGAGACUACAUCCAUAAUCGCACAGUGCUGGUCAUGCAACAGGGUCAGGUAUUUACGCAGUCUUUUCAGCUACACUUUUGACUUUUCAAUGGCAACUACACUCCCCGCUAUAAGCUACUUCCUGUGUUUUUCACUAAUGCCUCCUGCCUUCAGUGUUGUGUUUUGUCUCCUAUAAAUUGGUAUUAUUAAUUUUGUCCAUGCUGUGGGGAUUAAAGUUAUUCUAAGUAAUCUUGAUCUCUUUCUCCUGCAGACCCUGUGUUUUAGGGGGAAGUGCCUUCUGUCAUGUCUGUACGGUCGGGUGGAGGUGCAUGGUUUCACCCUUGAGGAGGGUCAGCAGUCCUACCCACUGUUUUCCCCUUCCUCACAUUGCCCCCUCACCGUCACAGCACUGGGGGACUCCCCUAACCCCAGCAAAACCAAGAAAGCGGGACGUCUAGAGGCCAAAGCCAUUGUCCGCAAGUACCUCUCUACAGGUAAGGAGAGCCUUUGAAUGAGACCAUCCACCCUUGAAAUGAUUUGCAUGAUACUUUCGUCAGCUGCCUUCUUUUAGUGAUUGUUUCCAGUUAUAGGCCUAGUUAGAUCACCCUUGAGGGAGUAAAUUGUGUAGUUUUGAGUUUAAAUGCUGCUCGUUUGUAAGGUUGCUCCUAUCUUUAUUUUCUGUGUUUCGUUUAGAGACACGUAAAAGGUUGUUGAGCGAAGUAGAUUCAGACUCCUGUGUGAUCUUGCUGGAGCCCCUGGACACCCCUCUGACACGGUUCCUUGCAAGUUUCCCAGACCUCAAAGAGCUGUUUGGACUCAGUUCGGUGGGUUGACUCUGAUAAUCCGAUGUUGUCAUCUAUCUACAGCACGUUACUACUGGCCUUUUCAUACAGACUUUUAUUGUACAGCCCUCUUCUUUGUAGAGUUACUGUAAAGCACCUUCUGAUGUAAAAAUGGCUUUAUAAAUACAUUUGAUUUAUUUGAUUGAUAGAGGGACAUCCGAGACAGUUCAGCCAUGCUGGACACUCCGCUCUCUGGCCUUGGCAUGAUCCCACUGCGGAAAACAGCCGAAGGCAUGGUUAUGUCACCGACCUACAGGGAGGCUCUCAACGGCCUGGUUAACGCCUGUGCAGGUAAACACACACACAGCCCUGCUAUCUUAAAGAGAAGUUGAACCCAAAAAAUGACUUCUUACUAAUUCUACUGACAACAUUGACUACAAAGUGUAAAUAGUAUAAUUUUGGUCAUAAAGUCAGUAUCUUCCAAAAGGGAGGUUUUGCGACUUUUAUGGAAAACUAUUACGCUCCUAAAUGAGGGUUGUGUUUUGAUUUCAAUCAUGCCCAGUCUUGCCCACUAACGCAGGAUGGUAAUGCUUAGGGAGAAUUGUUAUGCACGGCGAAACGGUUGCGCUGAGUGUGCUCUAUCCAAUUGUAGCAGCAGAAUCAACCUACAGUAAAACCAUUAGCUUGAAGCGCCUCAGACUUGUUUACAUGAGACAACAAUAUCAUUGCGAAUGUUAUGUUGAAAGAACAAGACUUGGUGUUUAUAAAGGCUUUGGGUUUUUUCCAACUCAAACAUCCUCACAUUCGUUAGCUAACUUUAGCAUCACAAACACAACUGUCAUCAAAGAUACUGAUACCAGAGAAGGUACAGAAAGCAGGAAAUGCUCUGAGCUUUGUAGUCUUGACCAAUCACGUUCAUAUGCUGUGUCACCAGGCCGCGUUCAGCAGGACACAAUCUUUUGCAAUGUUCAAAUAGAAAUAUGUAAUAUAGAACAACACAUGCCUCUCUGACAUGUAGACCAGGCAAUCAUGUUGGCUCUAUUCAUUGCAUUUCUAUCUGCAACGUUCGACAACGUUUGUCAACUGAACGUGGCCCAGGUUACUAAGCCAUUUGUCAUGCGUAUGGUGGCUGUGUGGGAUAUUUCAAGUAAAGAGCACACAAUGUUAACGAACAUAACACACCCACUUCAAACUCGCAUUGCUUCUAGCAUUUCUUAAUGAGGACGUGGAAAAGUGAGGCGAAAUUAGUGAGUUCAGCCCCCCUUUUAACAUGACGAACAGGUCCCCUUCAGUUAUUUUCUAUAGACAAGCAUGUUAUGUUUCUGUUGUAUUCCACAUGAUGGAGACCAAGAUAUUUCAACCUGAUGACCUAUUGACUGUUUGUUUUUCAUCUACAGAAGAGCUAGAUGGCUGUCCAGUUAUUCUCGUAUGUGGUGCUAAGAAUGUUGGAAAGUCCACCUUCAACCGUCACCUCAUCAAUACCUUACUUAACCAGUGAGUAGUGUGUUUUUGAUAUGUUUGUUUGGUUGAAAGGUUCUGCAGUGAUACAAUGCUUAUAGCAAUAACCCACCCUGUGUGUCUGUGUGUGUGCAGCACUGCAAGUGUAGAAUACUUGGAGUGUGACUUGGGCCAGACAGAGUUCACUCCCUCAGGUUGUCUCUCCCUGUCUACUGUCAGAGAGCCACUGCUGGGUAUGUAUUGUAACGCCUUCAUUACAAUCAUGUGUUCAAUACAUUUUAGUGCAGUGAGUAAGUGAGUUUCCGAUGUUUUCAUUACACAUGGCAAAUACACUAGAACUACCUGUAUUUCCCAAUAUUUUCAUGGGUCCUAUUAAUGUUUGGGGUCUUAACUAAUCCAAACUAACCCUGGUCUGUCUGUCAUGUUGUUUCCAGGUCCCCCCUUCACACACCAGUGGGCCCCAGAGCACAUGAUCUUCUAUGGCCAGUCGUCCUGUGAAACAGACCUGGACCGCUAUCUGGAGUCCCUCAAGUCCCUGUGGCGCUUGUACAACAGAGAGACGCCCAUCGUCAUCAACACCAUGGGCUGGGUCAAAGGUCAGUAACACAGUUUCCUGGCAACCUGGGGACAAAAUUCCUACAUUUGUUCCAAACUGCCAUGUUCAUGUAUAGCCCAAUCUUUAAAAAGAGGGGAAAGCAAGCACACAUUUAAACAAAUAAAUAAUGCAUAGUAAUUCAUACUUUUAUCAUUUUCAUACUGCCAUGUUAUGUGCCUGCUUCUUCAGGUUUUGGCUUUCAGUUGCUGGUGGACAUCAUUCGUCUCUUCUCCGUCUCUCACGUGGUGCAGCUCAGUAGUGGGGAUAAAGUCAUGUGCCGCCAACUCACCCCUGAGUUCCUGAGGUCAUCCCAUGGCUGGCAGACACACCCUCCUGUCCAGUCAGCUCUGGGGGAGGACAACUCUGGAACCCAUCCUGCCCAGCGGAGUUAUACUCUAUUCAGUAUUCACUCAGAGUUUGAAGGAGCGGGGCGCUCGGGCGAAAUGUAAGAGUCCUAACAACACAAAAGCUUUCUUGGUUGCCAUGGAUAUACAUUUUUCUGCUGAAGGAAGAUACUUGCCCUUUUGUUUAGAGAAAAGACAAACCCACUCUGCACUUCUUGCCAGGAACACUUGUUCAUUAAGCUGACGUAUCAGCCUUCGUCUGAACUUCUCUUACCCUUUUCUUGCCCUACUUCUCUGACUUCACCUCUCUCUCCUCUGCUGUUUGUGUUAUUCUUCCGCAGGAGACUCCAGCGCAGCAACGAGCAGCGUGACCUGGCUCUGCUGGGCUACUUCAGCCAGCUGCAGUCCCCUGAACCAGCCCCUGUCAGACCCCUACACUGCUUCAUUCCCUACCAGGUAAGAAAUCUAAAUCACUUUUUUAAGAAGAAUGUUGCCACAAUCGGAAGCUCUGAUGCAACCCAUUCUGAAGUGUCGUGUUCCGCCGGCCUGCUUGCGCCAAAUCAGGUUUAUUUAUGAUAAGCAUAGGAUUGAACUCUAAUGUUUUUAUCGUUAAAUGCUAAUUCCACUACGUCCAUCCCUUGUCCUCUCCUUGCAGGUUCCCCAUUCAGCAGUGGCUGUGGGUGUGACGCACUGUGAGGUGGCACCAACUCACGUGCUCUACACUGCUAAUGCCAGUCUGGUGGGGCUGUGCUGUCUGAAUGAGAAGGUAUCAGGCAGGGGAAGCCCAGUACUGCUCUCCCAAACCCCUGUCUGUCCCUGUGUGGGCUUUGGUACGUGUAUAUAAACUAUUACCUAUAUACACAUUAUCUCUCAGUCUUCUGAUGUUUGGUAACAGGAAUACAUGUACACUACUGUUCAAAAGUUUGGGGUCACUUAGAAAUGUCCUUGUUUUUGAAAGAAAAGCAAUUUUUUUGUCCAUUAAAAUAACAUAAAAUUGAUCAGAAAUACAGUGUAGACAUUGUUAAUGUUGUAAAUGGCUAUUGUAGCUGGAAAUGGCUGAUUUUUAAUGGAAUAUCUACAUAGGUGUACAGAGGCCCAUUAUCAGUAACCAUCAGUCCUGUGUUCCAAUGGCACGUUGUGUUUGCUAAUCCAAGUUUAUCAUUUUAAAAGGCUAAUUGAUCAUUAGAAAACCCUUUUGCAAUUAUGUUAGCACAGCUGAAAACUGUUGUGCUGAUUAAAGAAGCAAUAAAACUGGCCUUCUUGAGACUAGUUGAGUAUCUGGAGCAUCAGCAAUUGUGUGUUCGAUUACAGGCUCAAAAUGGCCAGAAACAAAUAACUUUCUUCUGAAACUCGUCAGUCUAUUCUUGUUCUGAGAAAUUAAGGCUAUUCCAUGCAAAAAAUUGCCAAGAAACUGAAGAUCUCGUACAAUGCUGUGUACUACUCCCUUCACAGAACAGCGCAAACUGGCUCUAACCAGAAUAGAAAGAGGAGUGGGAGGCCCCGGUGCACAACUGAGCAAGAGGACAAAUACAUUAGUGUCUAGUUUGAGAAACAGACGCCUCACAGGUCCUCAACUGGCAGCUUCAUUAAAUAGUACCCGCAAAACACCAGUCUCAACGUCAACAGUGAAGAGGCGACUCUGGGAUGCUGACCUUCUAGGCAGAGUUGCAAAGAAAAGCCAUAUCUCAGACUGGCCAAUAAAAAGAAAAGAUUAAGAUGGGCAGUCUGGGAUGUGGCUUUUUCUUUGCAACUCUGCUUAGAAGGUCAACAUCCCGGAGUCGCCUCUUCACUGUUGAAGUUUCAGAAGAAAGUUAUUUGUUUCUGGCCAUUUUGAGCCUGUAAUCGAACCCACAAUUGCUGAUGCUCCAGAUACUCAACUAGUCUCAAGAAGGCCAGUUUUAUUGCUUCUUUAAUCAGCACAACAGUUUUCAGCUGUGCUAACAUAAUUGUAAAAGGGUUUUCUAAUGAUCAAUUAGACUUUUAAAAUGAUAAACUUGGAUUAGCAAACAACGUGCCAUUGGAACACAGGACUGAUGGUUACUGAUAAUGGGCCUCUGUACGCCUAUGCAGAUAUUCCAUUACAAAUCUGCCGUUUCCAGCUACAAUAGCCAUUUACAACAUUAACAAUGUCUACACUGUAUUUCUGAUCAAUUUGAUGUUAUUUUAAUGGACAAAAAAUUGCUUUUCUUUCGAAAACAAGGACAUUUUUAAGUGACCCCAAACUUUUGAAUGGUAGUGGAUAUCAAACGUAGAACAGUAACAAAGUUUGGCAUCUCCACAUGGAUGACUACCUCCUUGGAUGGAUGACAAACUGGUGAGAGCAAUCUAUUAAGUAGUGUUUCUCUCUGUUCUGCAGGUGUCCUUCGAGGUGUGGACAUGGCACGGGGCCUGUACUUCCUUGUUACACCUAUAGCUCCCUCAGUCCUCCGUCAGGUCAACUGUCUUCUGCUGGGGGCUGUCCCACUGCCCAACACCCUCCUCACAGGCCAGGUAAGACGAGAGGAUACCUCCCACACACUAAGCACUCUGAACACUGCAGCGUCGUACUCUCUGCUCCUCAGUCCUCUGUCUUUGUUUGACUUUCGCACACGAAUAUCAGCUAUAAUAAAACAUGAAAAACUGUAAAAUCACAACUGCCCCAAACUAUUCAAAUAUUUUUCAGACUGAUUUGUUGUCCUGUUCCUCUCCAUCGGUGUAAGCUUUUACCUAUCAAGGUAUUUGGGUUCAGUCACUCAUGCUUGCUUCAUCUUAGUCCACAUCCUCUUUCUGUUACAGACAGGAAUUGUGGGAGAGCCUCCCUACGUCACGAUGGACUACAGCUUUGAGCUAACCGGGGCCGGGAAGCUUCACGUCUUCAAGGGGCUUGCAAGACCUGGCCAGAUGAAAAACGCAAAGUGAUUGUUUUUGUUUUUAUGGUUUCACAGCAAGAAAUCCGAUUUUUUUUUGUUUACUGACUUCAAACACCAAGGCCAGAGUCAAGGCCGUUGAAUGUACAGAAGAGAAGGUUCAGGAGACGGGUGGACCGUAGAGUUGGCGUGAGUGAUUCGAGGCGUACUCGCGCUCCAGACCAGACUCUUGAAGACGGCCCAGGCUGUGGAGGUCAACUCCCUCUUGUAUGCGUCAAUUGGGUUGACCUUGGUCUACAAUAAUGACAUCAUUUUUGGUGGCGAUAUUCAAUAGUUUAGGAUGUUAGAAACACGUUCAAUCACAUGGACAAUAUCUAGACAUGCAGGUAAACCUCCGUCUGCAUCUGAAAUGGCGCCAUAUUCCCUAGUGCACUGGUCAAAGGUAGUGCACUAAUGUAAGGAAUAGGGUGUCAUUUCAGACAUACUGUGUUUGUCUAUUCCUUGUGGGUGACAUUUCAGACACAUACUGUGUUUGUCUAUUCCUUGUGGGUGACAUU